Penaeus indicus is the source of this 4903-nucleotide messenger RNA. RefSeq lists its product as uncharacterized. The record is from RefSeq and is a predicted model, not a curated record. Bases 79 to 2148 code for a protein of 689 amino acids. The transcript has 2 exons. Lineage: Eukaryota; Metazoa; Arthropoda; Malacostraca; Decapoda; Penaeidae.
AAGGCAUUUGGCAGAGGCAACAGUGUACCGACUACCGCACGCUUUGACUCCACGAAGAGAGAGGUGCAAGGUGUGGUGAUGGCGUCUCACUGUUCGCCAACGUCUCUGCAGCAGGCGUGUGAGGUGGCCGCUGCGGCGUGGCUGGUGCAGUGGUCUGGACUGGUGGGCCAAGUGACCGACCGAGCCUCCGCCCCUUACAGACAGCCUCUCCCACUCAGGGACUCGGCAGCACAUCUUCGGGUUCAGGGCGGAGGCAAGAGUCGAAUCUCCUCUACGUCGAGCUGCGACACUCCCCGCGCCUGUAGAUGCAGAGCUUCUUCCCUGAAGGCUGCUUCUGGACUACAGGUUCACAAAGGGGCGGAAGUGAGGUCGUCGAAAACGUCUGGGCGUAGUAAAGCCCCAAGAACGACUCCAGUCUUGCAGUACGAGGAGCCUCAUUCUGCCCCGAGUCACGGACUGAACGAGACAGCUGUGAAUCUUUUUCACAGCCACGCACAACCCUUCACCGACGGUACUUGCUCUAUAGAUCGCCCGUCUCCACGCAGCACACAAGCUUUAAGUUUCCCUACGUUGAUAAAAACAACUACCUCAACCGACCUUUGUAGAGAUAUAUAUAAUAACAUAGUUAGAGAAAAUGUAACACAGUGUUCUUCAUUCUUUAAAAGCCACCUGCCUCCUCUUCUGAUCAACCAAAUCCUUAGCACCGCCUGGAGGCUGAUGUCCCAGCAGGUCGCCCUCGGAGGUCGACUUGAGGCUGUCCCCGAGUACCAGGUGGUUGACUGGGCGCGGCGAGCUCCAGUGCUGCUGAGACUGGCGGGGGCUCUGGCACGGCGCUCCUUCCCGCUCGAUCUUUCAGGUGUCCCCGAAACUUGUCUUGACGCUCUGAUGGCAGAGAUGAAUGAAAAACUGCCUCCGGAUCAAGUCAGUAGACUGGUGCUCCCGAAGGCCAAGUUCAAGUCUUGUAAAUCCGCUGUGCUAGAGUGCCAAGGCAUUUUGCUACAGUUCCUGAAGAAAACUAAUCUCGUAAGCCUAACGCUUCAUUCAGACCUCUGUGAUAACUCAGCCCUUGAGACUAUUUCUACUCUGUCAUUGCAGGAACUUGAUAUUGGCAGCAGUACAGUUACAGAAGAAGGUAUAAUCAGUAAGUUGUGUGGCUUGUCAUUUAAAACAGGUAGUGAAGUAGUUGAGGCUCUUAGAGAUUGUCGGUGUUCAUCAACACACCUUAGUAAGUAUCUACGGAAAUUUAGCAUGUCAUUUCAGAACAUCUCAUCUUCAGUCUAUCAUCUCAUCUUGUUAUUGUUUCCGGAGUUACAUUUUUACAAUCCUCACAGGGACAUCAAACCAUAUAUCCGUGAAUAUGCAAGACUUGGGUUAUCACUGGAAAAAGAACCUGUUAGUACUACUGCAAGAAAACUGAAGUUGCAGAAGAUUUCCUUGGGUAAUGCCACAAGGUCUGAAAUUUUGGAAGUUAGUAGGCUCUGUCCAUCUACAAGAGAAAUAUCUCUGAAUGUUGAACUGAAUGCUGAGGAGACCCUAAAUGCAUUAGAAGCCUUUACUCAGUUGACAGACUUUAAACUAAAUUAUUAUCCAUCCUUUGCUUCUUCGGCUCCUAAACUCAAUGGGUCUAUUCUAUUGCCACUUCUCCUGACUUACAAAAACCAGAUCAACAGUCUCAGUCUUACAGGCUUUAACAUAUCAGAUAAAUGCCUGCACGAACUUUCUCAGCUACCUGAACUGAAGUCUUUGUCAAUGGCAGAUUGUUGGCUGUCAAAUCCUAAAGGUCUUUCUCCAGACCCAUUUUCCAGUUUGGAGAAGCUUAGCCUGCAGUUUCUGCCACCAAAUUCAACAAUGCAUCUUCUCACUUCUGGUAAAAAAUUACAUAGCCUUAGUUUUGACUUUGUUGCUUCAGAAUGGGAGGGCAGUGCUCUCUCUGACACCCAUGUGAAACAGCUUGUGAUCUCUGGAAAGCUAAAUGCAUUGCAGUCAUUCACUGUUGCUUCACCCUAUCUGACUUUGGCCUCUGUUAAGAGCCUGACCCUCCUUCCAACCCUCAGGAGCGUGGGCCAUCUUGCUCGCUGGGGACUUACUGAUGAGGAACUUCAUUGCAUUAAUCAUUCUGGACCUCCUCACCUCAUCUGCAUACAAUAAUUAGUUUGGGAGUAAAUUAUUCCCUUACCAUGUUUAGGAUAAUCCUACUAAAAGGAUGAUUAACUUUCCUGUGAUAUAUAUGAGAAUACAUAAGUAAGAGACAAUACCCCAUAUAUCAGGGUAGAUUUAAUGUUAACUUGUUACAUUUAAAACAUACCAUUUUUCUCAUAUCAUACACACAUAUUUUUUCCAUAACAUUGCAGUGUUUCAUGCUUCACAAGUCAUUGCAUACAGGCAGUUUACAAGAAUUUUGGUCUUCCCUACACUCUUGCUGCUACUGUGGUAAACAAAUGAGUUAAAAUUGCAGUUUUAUCUUAUAUUCAUUAUUAAAAUAGAGCAACAAAAUGUGAUAACUCUUUUUCUGCUGAGGCAAAGAAAGUGAGACUAAUUUCUUUACUAAUAUGAUAUUGUUAAUAUUAUGUUACAAUUACAUGAUACUUGUGUUAAUUUUAAGUUUAUCUUUGGCAACAGACAGGUGAAUGAAUGCCUGACCAACUAGAUUAAGCAUGUUACUGAUGUGAUAUCAAUGUAAUGUGAUUUUUGUUUUUUAUUUUUCCAAAAGAUUUCUUGCAAUCGACAUUCAAUUCAGUCAUUACACUUUUACACAUAUAUUUGUUAUUUUAUAAAGCACUUGGAAUGAUCGAUACCAGCAGAAUCCACAUAAAUAUAAUUGGAUUUAGAAGUUACCUUAACUAGAAUUACGAAUGUUCAGAGAAAGUUAAGUAAAUGGCAAAAAAUAUAUAAGAAAAAUUCUGAUGUAUAUUUUGAGUUGUAUGUGAAUAUCUAAAAAAUAUAUAUAUUAUGAGUAAGCUGUCUCAAGCAUAAAUGGAGCACACACAAAAAAGAAGAAAAAAAAAGUUCAAAUUAUAUGGUAAGUAAAAACUGGUUGUUCUGGUUGCAACAGUGAUCUCAAUACUUUCACAAACAAAAAAGUAUUAGUAAUUGAAUUAUCAUACUCAACAUUUUACAUUUUUACAGGUUUAUUUUUUGUCUGUCGCAGUCUCUAUCUGUUUGCUUUAUGUCUCUGUCUGUCUAUCUGUCUGUCAGUCUGUCUGUCAGUCUCUCUCUUUCUCUCUCUCUCCCCCCACCACCACUUCCUCCCUAAAGGAGUUAAGAAAUGUGCACAUAAGCUAAAGCUAUUCAAUAUCUAAUCCCAAAAGCUAAAAAUUGACAAAUGUUUAGUUAAAUUAAAAAUUCAGAACAAGAACACUGUACCUAUCAGACUGGAGACUAGACAAGACGAAUAUGGAUAACUACCCUAAGAAAAAAUAAUGCAUCGUAUAAUAAGAUAUUCUCAACAAGUGCACAAGAUGACCACAGCCAUCUAUCAAAAUUCAGAAAUUGAUGGAACUCAUCACCAUUACCCUUGCUUUAUCUUAGAAUUUGUUUCAGAUAUCUUUUGUAUUCUCUUUAUUUCAUUAAUCCAAUAAAGUCAUCACAGCAUUUCUAAUACAUCUUAUUUCACUGUUUAUGAUUUCUCACAUCAUCUUACCUAUUUGACAGUCCUUUUGAUUAUACUCUCUCCCUUCUCCCAUUCUUUUUUUCUUUCUUUCUUUCUUUCUUUCAUUUUGUAAAUAGACUGGUAGAUUUAUGGGAUUAAACCAAUAAUAUUGUUUCCCUAGAUAAACCCAGUAAUUAUGAUUAAAACUGUCAGACAGAUUCAGAGAGAGAUAGUCAGCAGCACAGAAACAGACAGAAAGACAGACAGUGAAGACAGAAACACAGAAAGAUAAGAGCUAGAGAUAUGGGAAAGAUAGAUUACAAAAACAAGAUAGGAAGAGAUGGGAGGGUGUUAGAGAAAAGAGAGGAGACAGAGAAUACAAAAACAGAGCAAAUGAGAGAGAGGAUGGUGCUACAUAGAAGAUAAAAUAUCUGAUUAUUUGCAAUAUUCACAUUUUCCAUUUGUAGAUACAAAUAUAUAAUUGCAGAUCUUUUAUUGCAGAUACCAACACGUCACUAAAACUAAUUAUAUUUGGUAACUGACAGGUUUACAUAAUUUUUAAAACAAUUUUUAAGUUGCAAUAUCAACACAAUUCCAUGGCUUAUUAGCAAUCUCAGCAGAAUAAAGUUAAAAUCUUAUGCAUUAUUAAAAAAAAAAUCAUAUGAUGCAUUAGUAUGUUUGAACAUUGAACUUUUGCCAAUUUUAUAUAAAAUAAUGUUACACAGUGGGAGCCAAGAGAUGCCUCAAUAUUUCAGAAUAUUUCACUGGGAGAUUUUAUAGUUGUAAUAUUUUUUAUAGCUUACUUAUAUACAAAAUGCCUGACAGUACUGGUGACAUAAAGAAUGACUGUUUUUUCAAAGUAUAUUUGACAAAACAUACAUCACAACUCAAACCAUAUUUUGUUACAUUACCUUUCAUUCAAACACAAAUCUCAUACACAACUCAAUUCUCAAAUGUCUAUAAAACACAAAUCAAUUUAUAUUUUUUUUAUUUUUAAUCUGCUUCAUAAUCCUGAGGAGAAUACACCAAAAUAUACAGGCAAACUCAAAAUCAAACCUUCUUUGCUAAACAAUAAAGACACUGGUACCAAUAACUGGGUAUUUGUCUCAUAACACAAAAACUCUAAUUAGCAAACUAUUCUUUCCUUCUUUGUUUAAAUUACAUUAAUUUGUAAUAUGUACAUAAAUAUAAGAUUUAACUAUGCAUUUACAUUUUUCAAAAAAAUUAACUGGAAGAACAUUGAGGUGAUUGGUGCUUUCUCAAGGCUAGCUCCAUCACAUCCGAAUCCACUGGGGCAUUGGUAAAAAUGGAGCC